Zychaea mexicana is the source of this 855-nucleotide messenger RNA. Its product is annotated as actin interacting protein 3. The coding region runs from base 46 to 855 and encodes 269 amino acids. Gene Ontology annotation, molecular function: cytoskeletal regulatory protein binding. The record is from RefSeq and is a predicted model, not a curated record. The transcript has 2 exons. Gene Ontology annotation, biological process: establishment of cell polarity. Gene Ontology annotation, cellular component: cytoplasm; cell tip. Lineage: Eukaryota; Fungi; Mucoromycota; Mucoromycetes; Mucorales; Lichtheimiaceae.
ACCACAGCAGCAGCAUCAUCCCCAUCAUCAAAGACGCACAACAGUAUGCUAGUGAUGCAUCAUCAUGAUCCUGAGGGCGGGAAUAACAACAACAACAGCAGCAGCAGCAGCAACCGACGCAGCUAUGUAUUGGAGACGAAACAACGUGCCGAAACUAUGGCAAACUCAAUCACUGGACGGAUGCAGGAUCUGCAGGACAUGAUUGACCAGCUUAAAUUAGAUGUGACACAACGACGUUGCCGCCCGUCUCAAGCCCAACUUGAUCAUUGCCAAACAGAAGGGAGGGCUUUGGAAGAUGAAAUCGAGCGGCUGUCCGAAUUGACUCGGUCAGUGAAGCCGACAUGGAAGGCCACCUGGGAGGCUGAACUGCAGAUGGUCGUCAAAGAACAGCAGUUUUUGAAAGAUCAAGAGGCGUUGCUCCUGGAUUUACGGGACGACCAUGCGGACUUGCUUCAUGUUCUGCAACAGCUUUUGAAGAUAUCUGAGAUUCAAGCUCGCGGAAACGGCAAGAAGAAAUUCGUUCCGCCGCCGUCGGCCCUGUUUUGUGGAGGUGGCGUUGAGGCGAUGUCAAAUGUCCUGAAACAAUUAUCAACGAUCGAAGUUGACCAUGGAAGACGUGUCAAGGCGCUGCAACAGGCGGAGAAGAUGCGGGCACGUGAGCUUGCUAAUCGAAUUGACGACUUCGAAAGAGAACUGUCAUCGUUUGUGGAGUCAAGGAAACUCAAAAAGACGGGCGGAGCGGACCAUGUUGAUCGGCAGCGGCAGAAGAAGGACCAGCAGGUUCUCAGGGACCUCUAUCAAAGUAAAACCCAAAAGAAAGCCAACAAUAAUAACGAUACGACCAUUACUGAAUGA